Glycine soja is the source of this 969-nucleotide messenger RNA. Its product is annotated as dof zinc finger protein DOF3.5-like. Gene Ontology annotation, biological process: regulation of DNA-templated transcription. The transcript has a single exon. Lineage: Eukaryota; Viridiplantae; Streptophyta; Magnoliopsida; Fabales; Fabaceae. The record is from RefSeq and is a predicted model, not a curated record. Bases 24 to 839 code for a protein of 271 amino acids. Gene Ontology annotation, molecular function: DNA-binding transcription factor activity; DNA binding.
UAAAGAGAGAGAAAUGAAGUAACAUGAUGGAGAAAUGGUGGAAGGCUAAUAAUGUUGAGAUUUCACCAAAUUGUCCUAGGUGUGGUUCUACCAAUACCAAGUUCUGCUACUACAAUAACUACAGUUCAACUCAACCACGGUACUUUUGCAAGGGCUGCAGAAGAUACUGGACCAAAGGAGGAUCCCUCCGCAACGUGCCGGUUGGUGGUGGCUGCCGCAAAAGUAGAAGCGCUAAGUAUAAUAAGACCUUCAGACAAGCCAAUAACUCAGUUGGCUAUUCUGAUGAUUUAAUGGCCUCACCUAAUUCAGUGGUGUCAGAUGCUCCAAGUAUUGAUCUAGCACAAGUUUAUGCGAGUUUUCUCAACCAGAAGCCAGAUCAAGCCGUCCAAACAGUUCGCUAUCCUAACGAACCAGAUUAUUAUUCAUGCCUAUUGAACACUACUGAUUUUGGCCAUAGUGCUCUCUCUGAAGAAGAACUUGGUCUCACUGAUUGUUUGCAUUUUCAUGAACAAUCCACAGAAUCACAUUUCGGUGAGAGUUUCCAAAUGUAUCUUUUCGGGUUCAACUCUAUCCAUAAUCAUCAAGAAUAUUACAGUAGCAGUUAUGAUACCACAAAUAAUACAAAUUUUGAGUUGCCACAGUUGCCUGGUGAAGAGACAGAAAUCUCACACGGUGAUAUGUUGUGGUCCAAAUCCAAUUCUGAGAUGAUGCUCGAUCAUGCUUUGCAAGCCUCCCAACCGCCCCUUUUUGGACCUCAAUCUCAUGAUGCAGACUUCAUUAUGGGAAAUUGUUGGAGCCACUUCGAUUUGCCAAGGGAUGCUUCUUUUUCCACGCUUUGAUAAUAUGUAUGAUUCUUCAAUACUAUUGCCUCAAUUUGUUUUGCUUCUUAUAUGUAAUUUAUAGUUUAUGUAUAGGUUCGGUCAAAUCCACUAAUAAAUAAUUUGAAUAUGUAAGCAAAUACAGUCUUAA